AUGCUGCCGAAAAAAGAACAAUUCAAUGGAGGUAUCGUCGCCGCCGCAGUUCUGGCCAUACUGCUGGUGGCGCUGAGCACGUACGGCCGUCGCUGCCGCCAACCGGCGGCGGUUCGCUUCUUCGUGUGGAGCGCCUCCAUCGUGUUCCUCCCACUGACGUCCUCCAUCAUCAGCUCCUUGCUUGAUCGGAGCAAAGAGCCCGAGUGUGACGGCACGAUGCCACCGCCCGGCAAGCAAAACCCCGACGUCCAGAACAUGUGGACCCUUCUCUUGUGGAUCGUGCUCAUCCUCACCAUCAAGUGCAACGCCGAUGUGGCCGCGGCGUCGCCUGACGGCGGCGACGUCCACAUCAACGGGCAGAGGAUCAGGGCCCCCGUGGAGCUUGUCGCUCAGUACGCCUGGGCGGGAUUCCUUAUCCGGCUCUGCGUCCCGUUGGCGGGACGAUGGCUGGGACGUUUCAACAUAGCCAUCUUCAUGGCCUUCAGCGUGCUCGGCCUCGCCAAGCUCGUUAGCGACGACGGGAAGGAUGUGCCGCGCUACAUAGUGACGGGAGAGAAAAAGAAGCACGUCGAGGAGAGCGCACGAGGCUACCGCGUUAAGCUCGACGUUCUUGACAACGAUCUCAGCAGCCUCGUGAAGCUUGACCGCGUGUGGUCGCUGGCGGAGCAUGAUGGCGGCAUCCUCGCCGAGCCACAGCACAAGCUGAGAGACCUCUGCCUUUCCUACUCGUUGUUCAAGAUCCUGCGGCGGAGGCUGUUAGGGUAUCCCCUCGCCGACGCUGGGUCCAGAGAGUCCCUUGACUUCGUGCUCCGAGUGAUUUCUACUACGUACUCGCCCAUCCCGUUGUGUGCCUUGGGCGGCUUGUGGGCAACACUCAACUACCUCUGCUCUAUACUCAUCAUCGUCGGAGCUAUAGCUGUGGGAUUCAUAUAUGAGGUCAACGACGUGGUACGUACGACGCCCUAUAAUUAUAAGAUCAUCACUUACUCCCUCCUCGUGGCCGUCGUGCUCAUAGAGACAUGGGAGAUCGUCGCCGGUGUUUGUUCCAACUGGACCAAGGUGGCGCUGCUUGGCCAUUACAUCAGGCACGAGUCGGCGUGGCGCAGGUCCAGCUUCGUCCACGCGGUGCUCGUGGCCGUGCUGCGCCUCAGGCCGCCUAUGCAGUGGCUGUGGCGUCACAAGAUGGGCCAGAACUCGGUGCUGGAAUUGGAAUCUCGCCAGUUCCUCAGGCGGAUCACCGGCGGGCUCCUCCCAGAGAAGCUGUACUUGUACGGCGGCGCGGGGCUCAUGAGGCCCGUGGAGGUCACGACCGGCGUGAAGGACGCCGUGUUGAGGUCACUGCUGAGCAGCUACGGGAGGAUGAGCAAAGGUGGUGCGGCGGUGCGACGUGUAGGCGGCAGGAUCAAUUGGGCGGUGUAUGGUACCCGGAGAAGCUGGGCGUGGGGAGACGAGGACGAAGGCGGAAGCAGCAACGCCGAACUGAUCCUCACGUGGCACAUCGGCACUGCGCUCUUCGAGAUGAUGAAUUCGACGACGUCGACCUCGGCUCCUGAAAUGGAAGCCGCCCGGCACCUCUCCUGCUACUGCGCCUACCUGGUGGCAGCGGCACCGGAGCUGCUCCCGGACUCCGACGCCUGGACCAUAAAACGGUACAAGGAUGUGUCGGACGACGUGCGCGCGGCGGCGCUUGCCGCCGGUGGUGGUAGGGAAUCCCCAGCGGCUAGGUACGAGCGGCUGGUGGCGGCUCUAGGCGUGGAGUCACGGGACAGGGUGUUGCGGCGGGGCGCGGAGCUCGGUCGCCACCUGGUGAACGAGUACGCCCGGGACGAAGCGUCGGCAUGGCGGAUUCUGUUGGACUUCUGGUCCGACAUGCUGCUCUACCUCGCGCCAUCGGAGAAGGUUAAGGGCCACGUCGAGGCCAUGGCGCGUGGCGGCGAGUUCAUCACGCUCGUCUGGGCGUUACUCCUUCACGCCGGAGUCAUUACCAGGCCUGGCACGCCAGCCGGUGAUAUCCCCUAA
Sorghum bicolor (sorghum) is the source of this 2019-nucleotide messenger RNA. RefSeq lists its product as uncharacterized. Bases 1 to 2019 code for a protein of 672 amino acids. The transcript is spliced from 3 exons. NCBI's taxonomy places the organism in Eukaryota, Viridiplantae, Streptophyta, Magnoliopsida, Poales, Poaceae. The record is from RefSeq and is a predicted model, not a curated record.